UCAAUGAUUGGCUGCCACGACGUAGCUUCACCAGGAACACCAUCCGUCUCUUCUACCACUGCCCCUCUCAAUCGGUCAGCCAGCCUUCAGGAACAAGUAGCAAGAGCAUUGCAAACAAAUUUUCUUCUUCUACACCAGCCCGCUCCCAAUGCUUUCAUCAUACUUGAUCCGAGUCCCGUUAAUGUUUGCCAAUGGGAAAUGGCUGGGUCUGCUGCAGCGGGAUGCCCCACAACUGCUCCCAAACGUCAACGCUUUCGGGUAACCUUGGGAGGACACUCAUCCGGUUGCAGUUGCUCUGACCAGCCCCUCGUCUGUCCAGCGUCCACCCGUUCACCUUGUGCACACACUCUCUUUGUCCUUCUCCGCAUCCUCCGCCUGCGAUUGGAAGACCCUCGAAUCUCAAGGCCGCGGUUAGAGAACUGUGAGGUGGAGCCUCUACUUCAGCGCUAUGCUCGUCUACGAGCCUCCAACUUCCGCCUACCAGGAGCUCAUCAUGCCACAGAAGUUAUCACUUCCACUUCCAUCGCUUCCACCACUACCGCUGCUACCAAUCUGGGACAGAAUAAUCAACCUACCGCUCGCAUUGUGAUGCCCCGUCCUGUUGUUCUGAAUGCUGCAGUUCCAAAUUCCUGUCUCUUGGCUGCUAUGCAUGCUUCUGUAGGGUCGUCAGAGUGCUCUGAGCUCUCUAACAUAACACGGAGCAUUGAACCAUCCUCGCGUGGUUGUGAAAUCGUCUCUGUGUGCCGACGCUGCCUUUCUCACGCCUCAUCUACUGGUGGUGCAGGCGUUGGUUGUAGAAGUGGUGACAGUGGCGCCGGGAGUGGCGGUGGUGGGGGCGGUGGUGGUGGAGGAGGUGACAUUAACAUUAGUGGUGGAAGCGUGGAGACAGAGGACGGGGAAGGUUUCGAACGCAGACCUAAAACAGAGCCCCAAGCCUACUAUGAUACUCUCAAUUCAAGAAUAAGCAUCCUCAAUUCCGCUACUGCUAGACAUGCGCUUUCCACCACCUUCCGACCGAUUGGUGAACCAAAUUCCAAUCCCGAGACCGAUCCCGAAACUGAAGGCGUCUCCUCCUCGAGUCGAAGCAGUCGAUUCUUGGAGACUCCCUCUCAGGGCAUGGUGAUGGUUGCCGUCACCCGAAGUGGCGCCUCUGUGGACGACACUCUCACCGGUCAAUUACGUCGCUCUGCUAGUCCAGACACCGUCGCUGUCGAAAUGGCUACUGUAUGUCGCCUGUGCAUGCGCGAACUUCGACCUCCGGAGCCUCUAGCUACUGUCUGCUCUUCUGUUGACUGUGGUGCGACUUUUCAUCAGGAGUGCUUCUGCAUCUGACUGAAUACAGGCGGGAAAAGUGGGUUGCAACUAAUUAUGCCCCUGGAGGGUGGUAUGGAGGUGGAGCUGAGGCUUGACGAAGAGAAUAAGUUUUUAAUGCCCCUCUUCUCCAAAACUUCGUCAGGCUAUCCGUGUUUGGGGGAGUGGGAGGCGGGGUGGAGGGAGGAGAGGACUGCCUUCGCCGUCAGCCAUGAGCCCGGUGGUGUUGGCGAUGAUUGUGAUGGUGGUGGUGCUAGUGUUGGUGCUUUCAUGCUAUUUGUAGGGCAGGAGGAAUGUGAAAGUGAAACGGGCUCACUUUACUGUCCGGUAUGCGGACGUGUCUGGACCAACGCGUUGACCCCCACGAAUCUUCCUGAGGGCGGGAUGCGUCGGGUGCCCCCCUCUACCGCCCCUCUGCCCACAGCUCCACCACUCCAUGAGGUCACUCCCACCUGGGCGUCGGUCAGUGGCAUGGAGAACGCAAACCUUCUUCUUUUGCAGAACCAAAUUAUUCCUGGAUUGAGAAGCAGUUUGGCUGUGUGGAAAUCGGUCUUUUCAGAGGAGGCGAGUGAGAGUUUAGCGCUUAAGGGUCAUAAUUGGGGCAAUUUUAUUGUUUUAGGAGUGAAGACUUUUUCUUUGUCUCCUCAGGUUGCUAUGGGGAUGAUUUCACCCUACUGGCACGUCCGUCAGAGCGCUUUACGUCAGGUUGCAAAAAUCACCAUUUGUCGCGUACUGAUGGCACGGAAGGCUACCACGACGGCAACUACAGCCUCACCCUGUCAACAGCCUACCGAAGGUUCUCCCACCACACCCAACAAUUUGGGCUGCGAGUCCCUUCGAAUGUCCAUCCGACUGAUCCAGUACCUUCUUAGCGAUCCGGCAGACGAGGUCUUCAUUGCUUCACUGUGUGCAUUUCGAGAAAUUCUGGGCUACCUCAUUUGCCUCGACACGGAGACCAUGACGGCAUUGCAACGCACAAUUGCACCAGUUCUACGACGGUUGUUGAUAUUUGUUGGUGGCUACCUAACUCCCGGCUACAUACCCAUCAAUAACGUGGCCAACCUAAACCUUCCAACCGCUACAACGUCAACAGUGACCACCGAGGGCGGAGCAGCACCCAUCGAUGUGACACUUCCACCACCGCCGGAUCAACAUCGACGAGCCAAUUUAGCUCUGGUGACUCUUGUAGAGCUGGCCAAGGGUCAGGAGGGUGAAAUGUCCAUUGGAAGGGACACCAGCAACGCGGAGGAAUGCAUGUCCAUCAGCGGGCUGCCGCAUAUGGCGCACUUUCUACUGCGUUCGGCCAAAUUUCAUCAAACUCACUUGGUGGGUCGACUGAAGCUUUUAGAGAAGCUAGUGGAAAUGCACCGUGAAACGGUUGCUGCAAUCAGCACUGGCGACAGUGCUGGUGAGGUUCCAGUUACCAAAGACGCGUCCAAUAAGCGCAUCAGCUACCGUCACCUUUGUUCCAGUCUUAUCUUCACCCGACGUCACGUCUAUCCUCCUGAACAGCCCGUCUUUCCGCACAAUCUUGUGUCUGAAGAUGCUAUGGCAACGCGAUUUCGGAGGAAUCCCAUAGCAUUUGCAAGCAACACCACUGCAUCCCCCCUCAAGGUUGUGGGAGUGGCCGGCCAACAACCUGAGGAGGUGCAGAUUAGCUCUUUCGCCUGUCUUAUGGAAGCUAACAUCAAAGCCAGCCGACUCGCCCGACGCGUGUUCAUUACAGUAGCACGAGCUUUGCUCCAAGAACCCCGAUCCUCCUCUUCGGCCAAUGGAAGUUCACUUCCUGACGCUGAGAGUUUCGUCAGUGCUGAAAUCAAGCUUCUCGAUGUCAGUUUAGCUGCCAAACUACGUGCCAAAUUAGCCGAUCUUCUCAACGCGAACACCACAACCACUACUACCAGUUCCGUGGCUACUGUCAUCGCAUCCAACCCAGUUACCGUCAAUGCUACGAAUAAUACUGUCACCGCAAAUGCCUCCGUCGUAGCCUCUACUACCACAUCGUCUCAGCCACCACCCCCACCACCUGAGCAUGAAGUUCCACCCGUUCCUCCACCUCGACGCUUUUCCCAGACCAAAGCGCCUGUUCGACCUCCGUCCACUAACAAUAAUAAUACGCGGAUAAUCACUCCCAACGGUGUUAGAGUUGCUCUUGAACCCGCUUACGACCACGUAGCACUCUCCGAAACUGCUGGUGUCUACAGUAGCAGUGAAGAGGAAGAGGAUGGGGAAGGUGGGGAUGAGGAACCUCUGGAGAAACUAGAUUGGGAGGAGGUUAGAACAACACAACAACCACAACAACACCAGUAUCAAGGAAAUGGAGAGCCUGCUAGGAAUUUAGCACCAUCCUGCAUUCCGGUCAUCCCAAGUCCAGCAGAACUGUCAGCUUUGAAAACGGCCCUUCGAAGAGCCGCUUGGUCACCCGUGCCUUUGGUGACGAUUCCUAACCUUGCACAGGCUUUGGACACCAAAGACCCACUAAAAAGCGAGUAUCGAUACAGAGAGGGAGUUGAUUGGUUACUGGGACCCUUUCUUGGUAAGGGUGCAUUUUCACUAUGCUAUCAGGCUCGCGACAUUCGAACGGGCACGCUGAUGGCGGUGAAACGACUGCGUUUCGUGGGUGACUCCUCUGCAGAGGCGAUGGAGCAACUGGUAACCGCGAGAGAGGAAGUGGAGAUAAUGCGACGACUUUAUCAUCCCAAUGUUCUCCGUCUGUUCGGUAUCGCCUACAAUCCUGAGAAAAAGCACGUGGACAUCUUCGUAGAAUGGAUGCCGGGCGGAAGCAUCACAAGUUUACUGAACCAGUAUGGGGCCUUUACUGAACCCGUGUCCUUGGCUUACAUCCUACAGGUGGUUAGAGGCAUCUCUUGUCUUCACAAACAUGGGAUUCUUCACAGAGACUUAAAAGGAGCAAAUUUACUGGUUGACUGCACCGGAAGUGUUGUACGUAUAUCGGACUUUGGUGCCUCAGCACGACUGGGCAGCCAGGGCAGCGUAGCAGGUCAAUUUCAGGGUCAAGUAAUCGGCACCUUCGCUUUCAUGGCUCCAGAAGUGCUUAGAGGCGAGACGUAUGGUCGAGCAUGCGAUAUCUGGUCAGUCGGAUGCUGCUUGUUGGAGAUGUUGAGUGGUAAACCUCCCUGGAAUGACUCCCGACUCACAAAUCAAUAUGCCUUGAUGUUUACGAUUGCAUCAACUGAUCAACCGCCCUCUUAUCCAAAGUCAAUCAGUCCUUCAGUCAAACAGUUUCUAGAUUCAUGUUUCAAUCGUGUUCCGGAACAGAGACCCACAGCUCAUCGUCUACUUCAACAUCCUGUUUUCUCAGCUAUCAUCUCCGCGCCAGAGCCCUCCACGAAGGCGUCAAGCACAUCGAAGACCACAAACAGCAGCCUUUCAAAGAGUUUUACUGCUGUCAGUCUUUCGAGCAGUUCAUCCUCGUCGUCGCGUGCCACUAGUCGUCACCGCGCUCUCCCACCAGUCCCACAUGAGAGCUCCCUUCCACCCACCACCUUAUCUCCCUUGACAAAUUAUGACAAACUCGUCUCUCCAGUGCCCACAACAACUCGGCAGCAACAGCAUCAAGUGGUGCCUCCGCAGCGCAAAAUUUGCCGAAACCAAUGA
Molecule: messenger RNA, 4929 nt
Organism: Hydatigera taeniaeformis
Lineage: Eukaryota; Metazoa; Platyhelminthes; Cestoda; Cyclophyllidea; Taeniidae
Source: the annotation of a GenBank genome assembly